CGGAAAAAAAAUAUAUCAAAGUGAAAUGAGCAUCAAUAUGUUUGAUAAAUAGAAAAUAAAUCCGUUGGGUCCACCACUGUCACCUAUUAUAGUCAGGUCAACAGUCUGUCGCGGAUUUUACCCGACCAAUUCUAUUCUUUUGCUCUUAUUGAAAUAUGAGUUCAUUAUCUCUUCAGUUGUUUUAAAAAGUACUCUCAUAAGUCAACAUGUAACUUAACUGUGCAUGAAGUUCUAAUAUAAAGGCCUCGUGAAAAUGUCAUGAACAUAUCAUUCUUACAAAAUGUUUAUCCUGAUUAUUUUUGCUAAUUUAUUUGUCGCUGGUGAAAAUGUUAAUCUUCAUCAUGUUAUGAGUGAUUCAGAAAUGAUGCGAUAUUUUCAAACGACUAAUAAAGAAUUUGUGCCAGAAUAUGAAGUAGUGUAUUUACCAAGUGCUAUGGUUACAAAAGAACUUGAAGCUGAUUCUGAAGUUGAUUAUAAUUUUUAUGCUUUUGAUAGGCCCAUAGAUUUGAAAUUAAAGCGAAAUACUGAUAUUGUCGUUCCUUCCUUCAAAACUUACAUACAUGACGAAAAUGGAGUGAAAUUCUUAAAUGAAACUCCUGAAAACUGUCACUAUUUGCAUAAAGCCUCAGAGCUAGUUGCUGCUUUAAGUAUUUGUGCUCCAAAAUCUGUGCAAGGUCUCAUAUUUACCAACAAUGCCACUUUUGAAAUUCAACCACUUACUCUUAAGCUUCAACGUUUAACUAAACGACAGGCGAGAGAUGGGAGAGCACCUCAUAUUAUUAAAAGAGCAAAAUUAUAUAGCGAUUUUAUAUUGGACGAUCUCAUUCCUUCAGCAGGAAAUGUAUGGUUUCAACAACAAUCAAACGGUUACAACAUAUCAAGCCAAGAUUUGCUUGAAAAUUUGAAUCAGGAUAAUCUUCAGCAACGUAGAGGCAAAAUUUUAACAGCCGAACUCGCGCUUUUUUUCGACGAAGCAGCUUAUAAAAUAUUUGCGCCAUAUUUUGGUUACAACGACAAAAAACUGCAGAAUAUGCUGUUAGCAUACAUGAACGGAGUUCAAGCUCUCUAUCAUCAUCCUAGCCUUGGCACUAGUCUAGAAUUAGUCCUUGUACGAUUGGACAUAAUGAAAAAGCAACCGAGAGAAAUGCCUCAUCACAACGGGGAACGAUCACAAUUAUUGGAUAGUUUCUGCAAUUUUCAAGCAAGCAUUAAUCCUAAAGGCGACACAAAUCCCGAUCAUUGGGAUAUGGGGUUGUAUGUUUCAGGAUUAGAUUUUCACGCCUAUGAAAAUGGUAAAAAAAGUGGAGUAACCAUGGGACUAGCAACAGUUGGUGGAGUAUGUUUGGACAAAUACGCAUGCAUCAUUGCUGAAUUUGGUACCACCAAUGUGUUUGGAAAACCUUAUCCUAGUGCUGGCUUUACAAGUGUUUAUAUUUUAGCUCAUGAAAUUGGCCAUAACCUUGGAAUGCACCAUGAUAGUACUGGCAAUGGUUGUUCCAAAGAGGGCUACAUUAUGUCGCCUUCAAGAGGCACCAAUGGCGAAACUCAAUGGUCUACUUGCAGUGCUGAUAUCAUGUCAAAGAUGGAAUGGGCGAAAUGCUUACAAGAUUCCUCGCCCCCCCAGCAAGGGAAAGAUCAUUCUCGAUUUCUAGAUAUACCUGGAAGAAUUUAUACAGCCAAGAAGCAAUGUGAAAUUUUGCUUAGAGACAAAGACGCUGUUAUGUCACCAAAUCAGCAACAAAAUGAUAUUUGCUAUAAUCUUCAAUGCAAGACACCCAAUAGGAGUGGGUAUUAUUUUGCUGGACCCGCUUUGGAUGGGACACCUUGUGGAACUAGCAGAUAUUGUUAUGGAGGUGAAUGUACUUCAAGGCAACCACCCAAACCUGUGAAAAUCACACCAGGAGGUUGGAGUUCUUGGAAGCAAGGCUUUUGCACUUCCGGUUGUAUAGAAAAAUCCAAAGGAAUCCAAACUGGUACAAGAGAGUGUAAUAAUCCAAUUCCAGAGAAUACUAACCAGGGAUGUGAAGGAAAUACUAGACAACUUAAUAUUUGUGAAGAUAAAUUUAUAUGCCCUGUUAAAAGAAAAUCUGCUGUAGAUUUUGCUUCACAGAAAUGUAAAGAAUUUUCCAAACUAUUGCCAGAAUUGGAUCCAAAAGGUUUCGGGCUACAGGCUCCACAUGAAGAUGCUCGAGUUUGGUCCAGUUGCGCAAUAUUUUGCAAAAGAAAAGAUUCCGGUGUGUUUUAUACUCCCAGAAUCGAACUGAAUGACUUAAGUGUAUCAUCUUACUUUCCUGAUGGAACUUGGUGUCAUAGAGAUGCUACUGGGACCAAUUAUUUUUGUAUGCAACAUCAUUGUUUACCGGAAACUUUCCAAUUCAGCAAAAAUCAAUUAACAAAUCUUGACGAUGUACCAUUUUCACAAAACGCAAGACCUAACAAGCCACUCAUACCACCGGCUCUAAAGAAUUACUUUGCUCUUAGUCCCAAUGGCAGGCCCAUCCAAACCACCCUCAAAAUUUCUGAUCUUCAUCCAUAUCAAGAAGAUGAAUGGGAAACUAAAGAUUAUGUGGAACUACCGAGUAUUGAGAAAAGAUUUGAUGCUUUGGUUAAGGAAAUGAACGAUUUGAAUUUUAUUUAGAGUCAUAGGUUUUUUUUAUUGGUUAGUAGAUAUUUAUUAAAGUAGUUUAAAUCUUGUUUUUGCCUUUAUUUAAUUAAAUCUACAAAAUGUCGCAUCUGUGAGUUACAAUAACUCUCUUUACAGUGGCGUAGCCAGUAGGGGG
Molecule: messenger RNA, 2780 nt
Organism: Ceutorhynchus assimilis (cabbage seed weevil)
Lineage: Eukaryota; Metazoa; Arthropoda; Insecta; Coleoptera; Curculionidae
Source: the annotation of a GenBank genome assembly